This is a messenger RNA of Manis pentadactyla (Chinese pangolin), 876 nucleotides long. It is a transcript of the gene MRPL11, whose product is annotated as mitochondrial ribosomal protein L11. Lineage: Eukaryota; Metazoa; Chordata; Mammalia; Pholidota; Manidae. The record is from RefSeq and is a predicted model, not a curated record. The transcript has 5 exons. Bases 111 to 689 code for a protein of 192 amino acids. Gene Ontology annotation, biological process: translation. Gene Ontology annotation, cellular component: mitochondrial large ribosomal subunit; ribosome. Gene Ontology annotation, molecular function: structural constituent of ribosome; large ribosomal subunit rRNA binding.
CUGCCCUAACCUAACGUGAGGACCCUUGACCUCUGACUCAAAAUGGCAGCUCACGGAACUAUCGCUUUUGCAGUUUCCCUGAGGUGAACUAAGGCUGGUAACCCCGCGUCAUGUCGAAGCUAAGCAGGACCACUAGGGCCCUCAGAAAGCCCGAGGUCGGCGGCGUGAUCCGGACCAUCGUGCGGGCAGGCCAGGCCAUGUCCGGGCCACCACUGGGCCCCAUCCUGGGUCAGCGAGGAGUUUCCAUCAACCAGUUCUGCAAGGAGUUCAACGAGAAGACAAAGGACAUCAAAGAAGGCAUCCCUCUGCCUACAAAGAUCUUUGUGAAGCCUGACAGGACAUUUGAAAUCAAGAUUGGACAACCCACUGUUUCCUACUUUUUGAAGGCAGCUGCUGGGAUUGAGAAGGGGGCCCGGCACACAGGGAAGGAGGUGGCAGGCCUGGUGACCCUGAAGCAUGUGUACGAGAUCGCCCGAGUUAAAGCUCAGGACGAGGCCUUCGCCCUGCAGGAUGCCCCUCUGUCUUCUGUUAUCCGCUCCAUCAUUGGCUCUGCCCGUUCCCUGGGCAUUCGUGUGGUGAAGGACCUCAGUUCAGAAGAACUCGCAGCUUUCCAGAAGGAGCGAGCCACAUUCCUGGCUGCUCAGAAAGAGGCAGAUUUGGCAGCCCAGGCAGAAGCUGCCAAGAAGUGACCCCUGUCCUCCACAAUCUGGGAUUUUGAAGGGAGGUGCUGGGAAUGGAGCCAGUUGGGAAAGCUGUGCCCAAGGGGAGGAAGGGAGGUGACACCAAUCUGAUUAUUUCCCUGAUUUUAAAUUACAUGUUUUUACACAAAUGGCUGUGUCAAGGGAUCAGACCUAAAUAAACGUCCUUUGUCUCCCA